AUGCCGAUUUAUUACGUUUUCAUUAUAAAUCGGGCCGGUGGUCUGAUUUAUGAUUACAGUAAUGCACCGAAGUGUGUGGAAAUUGAGUUACGGUUCGAGUCGGCGAUCGACUUUAAAAUGGAAUCUAUCGACAGUCGUCCAACGGUGGUUCUCGGAGAGCGCGGCGGCGUUGGUAUCGGGUACACAGUGGUGAAGAUAAACGGCAAACCGUUGUCAGAAUUAACAGAUAUCACUGGAAGCAGUUUUGCAUCGUUAAUGCAGUUCCUAGGUAACGAGGAGAACUACCCUCUGUCAUUGCACUUCGCACGGCCAGCGUUGUCGACUAACGAGAAAAUCAUCCUGUCCAGCAUGUUCCAUUCGUUCUACGCCAUUGGCGUCCAGCUUAGUCCAGUUGCGGCUAGUUCUGGCAUCCGCGUAUUGGAAACAGACACAUUCCGGCUACAUUGCUUCCAGACGCUUACCGGCAUGAAGUUCUUGUCCGUUUCAGACGUAAAUACACCGAAUCUCGACCACUUUUUGCAGCGAAUAUAUGAGCACUAUGUCGAUUAUGCGCUCAAGAAUCCGUUUUACUCUCUUGACAUGCCGAUUCGCUGCGAACUGUUUGAUUCAAACGUCAUACAGACAGUCGAAAGAUACGAGAAAUUCGGCGUUGUUAGUCAGUGA
Messenger RNA from Soboliphyme baturini, 663 nucleotides. The record is from the annotation of a GenBank genome assembly. NCBI's taxonomy places the organism in Eukaryota, Metazoa, Nematoda, Enoplea, Dioctophymatida, Soboliphymatidae.